AUGGCGACCGUAGACCGGACGUUCCCGGCGGGCAGCUGCGCGACCGUCCCGCCGCUGUGCGCAGCGGCGGCCCGCGGCCACACCGAGGCUAUCCGCGUGCUGCUGGAGGCGGGGGCGUCACCAGAGGGGGCGACGCCGAACGGGGCGAGGGCGCUGCACCUCGCCGCGCGCAAGGGCCUGACGGAGGCGGUGCGGCUGCUGGUCCAGGCGGGGGCGGACGUGGCGGCCGUCGACGGCAGCGGCAACCAGGCCCUGUACCAUGCCCUGAGCUGCAACAACCACGAGACGGUGCGGGUGCUGGUCGAGGCCGGGGCGCCGACGGAGGCCGCGACGCCGGAGGGUUACCCGAAGGUUCCGGCGCUGCACGUGUGCGCGGAGCGCGGGCUGGUGGCGUGCGCGGGCGUGUUGCUGGCGUGCGGGGCGCACGUGGACGUGGACGACGGGAGAGGCAUGUCGCCGCUGUACGUGGCGGCGAGCCAGGGGUACUGCAACCUCGUCAAGCUGCUGGCGCAGCGCGGCGCGAACGUGAACUGGAACUACUUCUCCGCUACCUCCGUUCUCACGCCCCUGACGGUCGCGAUCAGCAACAUCCCGUCCAGAAGCCCCCCCCCGCGGUUCGAGCGCACAAUCCGGGCGCUGAUCGACCUCGGAGCCAGCGACCCCGGUGACGGCCUCCUGCAGUGCCUGAACCAGUGCCGCGACUUGUCCGCUAUCGUCGAGCUGCUCCUCGAGCGUGCGGCUGCGCGGCUCCCCGGCUCGCCGUACGUGCGCGACAUCUUGUCGGCGGUGCCGAGGGCCAUCAAGAGGAGCGUGAACGUCCCGCGCAGCGACCCGGGGAUCUUCCGAAAGCUGCUCGAUUUCCACCUGAACGUCGGGCCGGCGCUGGUGGUGCUGGGCCCCGAGGACGCCCCCCGCGUGGACCCUAUGGUGUGCGUCGGAGAGGCGUUCGACGCCGCGUUCACGGCCAACGGCAAGAUGGAGUUCGUGAGCGUGAUCUUCGAGGUGAUCGAGGCCGCGGGGAGGAAGCUUCCGCCGGACCUGGCGCACGCGUCGCUGCGCCACGCGUGCUGGGCCUGCGACCCCAACAAGAUCGAAGUGCUGCUGAGCCGCGGGCUGGGACACGGCAAGGACGGGACGCUGUCCCACGGGCUGAUCGCGAUCUGCACCAACCGCGGGUGCGAGGCGACGCGCCGCAUCCGUGCUCUGCGGGCGCUGCUGGCCCGCGGCCCCGUCGACGUGAACUAUCGCCGGGUCAAGUCCCGGGGCAUGGGCAUGUCCGCGCUCGAGCACUGCGUGCUGGUCAGCAGCGCUGUCGACGUGGGGGCCUUCGUCCGGCUCCUGCUGGACCUCGGGGCCCGGCCCGUGAUCGGCGAGGGCACGCGCAAGCAGUGCGCGGGGUCGUGCAAGCGUGUCAAGAUGGCCGCCAACGGCAAGAGGGUGCCGAAGUGGCAGCUGGACGAGGCGGCUCGUCGGGUGGCCGUCCUCGACAUGGUGGAUGCGCGGCGCGCGACGGUGGAGGCGGAGCAGCUGGCGGCGCUGGCGGCGGCGCGGAGGGUGCACGUGGGGCUGUACGACGCGCUGCGGACGUGGAUGCGGGAGCACGAUGCCUACCGGUGGCAGGGACGAUCUGCCGACGCGCAGGCGGGCGGGAGCUGA
Molecule: messenger RNA, 1656 nt
Organism: Pedinophyceae sp. YPF-701
Lineage: Eukaryota; Viridiplantae; Chlorophyta; Pedinophyceae
Source: the annotation of a GenBank genome assembly